GAUGUCUUCAGGCUUUGAAGAUAAAACUGGCAUCAUCAAAUCUGCGACUGAUUGGGGUAGUUGGUAUCAAACUAUUGAAGACAUCACUGCAGAAAUACUUGUACCAUUGACCACUAAAGGUAGAGACAUUAAAAUCAAGAUUCUGCCUUCAUCUCUUUCGUGUUCUGUAAAUGGAAAGGAGGUUCUGUCUGGUAAGCUAUUUGCAAGUAUUGUUUGUGAUGAGAGUACUUGGACUUUAGAAGAUCAUGAAGACAACUGUCGCAUCAUCCGUAUUUUCCUUGUGAAGGGUAAUAAGACUCCUCAAAGUUGUUGGACUUCAUUACUUCAAGAUAAAUAUCCAGCUGAUAUGGACACCCUUGACAAAAUGCAGAAAAAAAUUCUCCAAGAACGCUAUCAAUCAGAAAAUCCAGGAUUUGACUUCAGUCAAGCAGAAGUAACUGGAAACUAUCAGAAUGGGGGUCCUACUUUAUCAUGAAUAUCCAAUUAUAUCAUUUGGGGUAACCUUUUCUUGGGUAUACUAUGUUUUUUAUAUGUCGAAGUGUGCUAGAAACACAAGAAGUU
Molecule: messenger RNA, 561 nt
Organism: Bolinopsis microptera
Lineage: Eukaryota; Metazoa; Ctenophora; Tentaculata; Lobata; Bolinopsidae
Product: nudC domain-containing protein 2-like
Exons: 1
Coding region: 2-475 (157 amino acids)
Biological process (GO): protein folding
Cellular component (GO): cytoplasm
Source: RefSeq, a predicted model, not a curated record